Molecule: messenger RNA, 1113 nt
Organism: Stegodyphus dumicola
Lineage: Eukaryota; Metazoa; Arthropoda; Arachnida; Araneae; Eresidae
Product: E3 ubiquitin-protein ligase Mdm2-like
Biological process (GO): protein ubiquitination; regulation of gene expression; cell cycle
Cellular component (GO): nucleus
Molecular function (GO): ubiquitin protein ligase activity
Source: RefSeq, a predicted model, not a curated record
UACAGGGUUGCCACACUACCUGGAAAACUGAGAAUUUUGCUCUCUCAUGUUCUUGCAAAGAAAAUAAAUCUGUGCAUUUUGAACGAAAGAAAAUUCUGCCACUUGGUUUUAGAGAGCUUGUUUUCUUUCUGUCAUCUCCAAUUAAAAAAAAAUCUGGGUUAUGAAACAGCAUUUUGCAAAGACACAAGUGACACAAAUGACGAAGAUGUGUGGUAUGUCCGUCAAGCCAGCGAUCAUGAUUUGCAUGCGGGGGAUAUAGUAGCAGUUGAGGAAACAUUUGAUGUAGAAUAUGAGGUAGAGUCGGAUGAUUCCUCUUUGUGUAGUGAUCAAGGGGAAAAUGAUUCCUAUAGUGAUGAGGAAAAAUAUGUUAAGGAAACGCUGAAGACAGUCAUAACCUAUAUCUGUCGGACUGACAGUGAUAUAGAGUUUUGGGCUGAUGAUAGCUCCUCUGAAAAUGAAUGUUUUGAUGUUGAAAUAUCAGAAUCUGAUCAAUGGAGAUGUAAUAAAUGUGGCCAGCUAAAUAAGCCUCCUCUUCGUUAUUGUCUGAAAUGUUGGGAUGAACGUAAAGGAUGGUUGAGGGACAAAGAUAAGCAGCGACCACCGCAGAGGAAGAGAAGUAAAGAAAAAGCGAAAGGCUGCGCGAAGAAAAAAAACGUUCUUACAGAGGAAUCUUCUAUAUGGAAUAGUGAUUGCGAUUCUCCAAGUACUUCUGGAAAUAUUAAAGACAGUAGUGGAUACGAUUCUCUGAGUACUAAAGACAGCCAAAAUAGUGGAUCUUCUCAGGAGAAGUUUGAUGAUCAGAUACCUGUGGAAAAAAGCAUUGAAUUGUGUUUAAUAUGUUGUUCGAAACCUGCAAAUGCUUCGAUCAUACAUGGAAAUAUAGGGCAUGUGAUAUGUUGUUAUAAAUGUGCUUUAAAAUUGAAACGUAGGAACAAACGCUGUCCGGUUUGCAGGAGGACGAUAGAUAAAGUUGUGUACCAAGUUUGUAGUGUUUGAAGAUUGCAUAUAACGUAUGAUUUUGUUAAAAGUGUGUUUAGUUUUAUAUCAAUACCCUGUACAGAAAAGUGUUUGUGAAUAUAAAUUAUAACUGUGCAAUAAAGAAGGUUAAAUAUA